GGUGCUGGUGCGAGAGCUUCUCCCGCCACCCGGCCUCCCCUUGCUCCCUUCUCCGAGCCCUUUUCGCGCUUGGGGCGGGAAGGAGCCCGGCAUGGAGGCGGUCCUGCUGGAGCACUUCCCCGCCGGCCUCGACUCGUUCUCCUCAGAGCCCUACUUCGAGGACGAGGAGUUCUUCACGGACCAGUCCUCCCACGACCCCCUGGAAGGCGACGAGCUCCUGGACGGCGAGGUGGACUUCUUGGCCCCGCAGUUCCACGACUGUUACCGCGGCGACGGGGCCGGCGUCGGCUCCGGGCCGGGCCUCGGGGGUCAGCCGGAGGGCGCGUCCUGCUGCGAGGCGCUCAGGCAGGCGGCCAACGUGCGCGAGCGGCGGCGGAUGCAGUCCAUCAACGACGCCUUCGAGGGCUUGCGCUCGCACAUCCCCACGCUGCCCUACGAGAAGCGCCUCUCCAAAGUGGACACGCUGCGCCUGGCCAUCGGCUACAUCAACUUCCUCAGCGAGCUGGUCCAGUCCGACCUGCCCCUGCGCAACCCCGGCGGCCAGAGCCCCUGUCAGCCCAAGAAGGUCAUCAUCUGCCACCGGGGCACAAGAUCACCUUCUCCAAGCGAUCCAGAUUAUGGACUGCCUCCACUAGCUGGGCAUUCUCUUUCUUGGACUGAUGAAAAACAACUCAAGGAACAAAACAUUAUUAGAACUGCUAAAGUGUGGACUCCAGAAGACCCCAGAAAGCUAACCAACAAACCUUCUCUAAACAACAUAGAAAAUGAACCACCAUUUGACUUCAUAUCAUGAGAUGUGACUGUACAUACCAGCCUUUAUAUCAUUGUAUAUUUGUUCUUAAGAACGUGUGUUUUUCAAAUGUACUUUGAAAUGAAAAAAAAUGUAUUCUA
Molecule: messenger RNA, 891 nt
Organism: Pogona vitticeps (central bearded dragon)
Lineage: Eukaryota; Metazoa; Chordata; Lepidosauria; Squamata; Agamidae
Source: RefSeq, a predicted model, not a curated record